AAAAAGAAAAUAUGUUUUGUUUUUAUUCCUGAUUACAAUUGAACAUUCACUUGACUGACUGGUUCAGGUGUUGAGACGUGAGAGAGAUGAGGAAAGUCGUUGCCGUGGUUGUGAGUGUGAUUGUGGUGGCGUUUACUCUCACCUUGGGUGUUUCAUCGGAACAAUUGAGCUCUAGAGAAUGCGAGAAUCUCGGUUUCACCGGACUCGCUUUGUGCUCUGACUGCAAUACUUUAUCCGAGUAUGUCAAAGACAAAGAGUUGGUAUCGGAUUGUCUCAAGUGUUGCACUGAAGACUCCAAAGAUGCCACUACCAAGAUUACAUACUCUGGAGCAUUAUUGGAAGUUUGCAUGAGGAAACUUGUUUUCUAUCCUGAAGUUGUUGGCUUUAUUGAAGAUGAAAAAGACCAAUUUCCAUCAGUUAAAGUUCAAUAUGUUUUUAAUUCUCCACCAAAGUUAAUUAUGCUGGAUGAUGCAGGGCAACAUAAGGAAACAAUCAGAAUCGAUAAUUGGAAACGUGAGCAUAUACUGCAGUAUCUGCGUGAGAAGGUGAAACCUUUGAAAGCUGAUUGAGAAGCUUCUAUUUGAUCUCUUCAUGCUUUGUACUCUUGUUCUUGUUAAACUCGAGAAAAAAAAUUGAAAAGAGUAUAUACUGUAACUUAGAUAAACCAAUUAAACUCACCUGUGUCACUGCUUCCUAGUGACCGAAUAACGAAAUGUAAUGAUAGUUUGGUUAUUUUCAGAUUUUUCUGAGUUUUUGUGAUAAUUGAUUACGAUACAGCAGUUUACUUUUCCCAGUUACUAUGGCAACUGUAGAAUAUUGUAAUGUAUUGAAUGAAGCCAUGUAAUGUAUGUUUCUUUUGUGACAA
Messenger RNA from Trifolium pratense (red clover), 865 nucleotides. RefSeq names its product selenoprotein F. Lineage: Eukaryota; Viridiplantae; Streptophyta; Magnoliopsida; Fabales; Fabaceae. Gene Ontology annotation, cellular component: endoplasmic reticulum lumen. The coding region runs from base 87 to 569 and encodes 160 amino acids. Gene Ontology annotation, molecular function: oxidoreductase activity. The transcript is spliced from 4 exons. The record is from RefSeq and is a predicted model, not a curated record.